AUGACGUCUUUGAAAUAUCUCCUCCUCUUUUCCUUGCUCCAGAUUGUGUCGGCCGCCACGACAAAGGAGUCUACACCUAAAAUUACCUGGGGAAAAUGUCCCUCUACCAUUCCACCGGGUGUUGAUUGCGGAACUAUUUAUGUCCCGCUCGCGUACCAAAGCGGUAGUUCAACUUCCGCCAAAGGAGACGACACCGUCAAGCUGGUGUUCACUCGAUUGAACCACACUGGCAAAGGCGAGAAGCAAGGUGCUAUCUUCUUCAACACCGGUGGACCUGGUGCAUCUAACGCAUUAACUGUUGCUGGAAGUCCAUUUGUCUCUGCAAUUCGAUUCUCAUCUCAGCUCACAGACACAUAUGAUAUCAUUGGCCUUGACCCCCGCGGAGUAGGCGUCAGCACUCCCGUCCAAUGCGAUCCCAAGGUCUUCAACCAGCGUGUCAAGACAUUCGUCACCACUGAUGAAGAGUACGACACCCUGUUCAACUACAGUCGUAAACUCGGUGAGAGUUGCGCCAAGCUCACCGGUCCUUUGAUCAACCACCUGGACUCUGUCCACGUUGCAAAAGACCAUGAAAUCGUCCGCAAAGCUCUCGGGGAAUCAAAGUUCAACUACCUUGGUCUUUCAUAUGGCACCCUACUUGGAGCCACUUAUGCCUCGCUGUUCCCCAAAUCAGUAGGCCGCAUGGCUCUCGAUGCGAACGUGGAUCACUCCCAAUCCGAGAUAGCAAGUCUUCUGGCAGAAGCAACAGCUUACGAAACGACUCUUGACAAAUUCUUCCAAUGGUGUGACAACACUAAAUCCUGCGCUCUUCACGGCAAGAAUUCCAGCCGCGUAUGGGACCAAACGCUUGCCCGCGCAGAUUCCAAAGCCAUUCCAGCACCCAGCUGUAACAAGACCUGUCGAUCGGAUGUCACUGGAGAAGAAAUCCGCUACAACGCUCAAACAUUCUUGACAUUUGUCGACCUCGACUUUGGGCCGAAUUGGUUCGAUCUCGCAGAUGCGAUUCUCCAAGCCAGCAAGGGCAAUGCAACUGCUUUGUCCACGUCAACACCCUCUGGAAAGAUUGUUGAGGACCCUAGCGGAUCUCCCUAUAACUACCUGGCCAUCGGCUGUUCAGAGUGGCUGCAUAACUCGAAAACAUCAGUAGACCUGCGUCAAAAACUCAUCAACGCUUUAGCGUUCGCACCAAGAACACGUGGUGCCACACAGACGUAUUACUACGAAAGUACGUGCAUCGGCUGGCCUGCAUCGUUGACGAAUCCCCAAGGACCUCUGGCCAGUGGUAUUAAAGAUGCACCUACGAUUCUCCUUGCAGGUUCGGUGUAUGAUCCUGAGACCAGUCUUACUUGGGCUGAGGGAGUCAGAGAGCAGUUGCCACGGCGGGUGAGCAUUACCAGGAAUGGACCUGGACACACGAGUCACUAUCUUCAGGGUGAUACUAGUAAGGUUAUAGAUAAUUAUUUGGCUACUGGGAAGUUGCCCAGGGACGGUACCAUCUACAAGACCUAG
Fusarium sp. VM40 is the source of this 1509-nucleotide messenger RNA. NCBI's taxonomy places the organism in Eukaryota, Fungi, Ascomycota, Sordariomycetes, Hypocreales, Nectriaceae. The record is from the annotation of a GenBank genome assembly.